AUGUCCGUAAAAACGAUACUAUUGUUUCGAUCCAAACCAGAUGAUGCAUCGAGUGAUGAUGUUUACGAAAAAUUGUUAAGUGAUCACGGCUAUCAUGUCAAAACAAUUUCACCUAUACAAUUUCGUUUUAUAAACAUGGAUUUAUUAUCUACAAAACUGCAGUCGAAUGAUUAUCAUGGUCUUAUAUUUACAAGUAAACGAGCUGUUGAAGCUGUUCAACGAGUUCUUACAGAUAAUGAUCGCCAACGUUUACAACGAAUCUAUGUCGAAGGACCAGCUACAGGCGCACUGGUCCAAGAAAUAUUUGAGUCAACAGCUAAAAUUCUUGGUGCUGAAUCUGGUGGAAGUGAGUGUUUAGCUAAAUUUAUAAUCAAAGAUGUGGAAGGUACAGAGGGUACUGUCAAUCUUUUAUUCCCAUGUGCUCAAGCUCGGUUAGAUAUAUUACCAAGACGACUUUCGAGUGCACAAGCAAUUCAUUUGGAUGAAAUAUUGGUAUAUGAAACGACACCGUCAGACAGUCUAGAACAUGAUUUAAAUGAAUACCUAAAAGAUCAUGGAAGACCUAAUGCUGUUGGUUUCUUCAGUCCGAGUGGAUUCGAUAGUGUAUUCAGAGCUAGUCAACGAAUUGGUUUUGAUCUAACAAAUAAUAAAACUGUAUUAAUUAGUCUGGGUAAGACGACAAGUGCUGCUAUUCGAAACUGUCUUGAUUCAUCGCCAUUUGAUGAACGUUCAUGUCUGAAACCAACUGCUGAUGAAUUUCUUCGAGUUGUGCAAAGCAUUGAAUAG
Messenger RNA from Rotaria socialis, 786 nucleotides. The record is from the annotation of a GenBank genome assembly. NCBI's taxonomy places the organism in Eukaryota, Metazoa, Rotifera, Eurotatoria, Philodinida, Philodinidae.